UAUUAUCCAUAAAAGGGGAGAGAAGCCUAUGAUGAUUCUUUUCACAAACAGUGUGAAAGUGGGGGCGGGGGCUGCAUUAUUGUAGGAUAGGAGGCCUUCAUUUCAGAACCACAACUAGCUAGGCAGAGCUCCAACAAAGUAGUGAACAGAGAUAUGGAGAAGAUAGCACACAAAAAUGUGGCCGUGAAUGGCAUAAAUAUGCACAUUGCAGAAUUGGGGCAAGGCCCCUUGGUGCUCUUACUCCACGGCUUCCCUGAGCUCUGGUACUCAUGGCGCCACCAGAUCCUCUUUCUCGCCGCCAAAGGCUACCGGGCCGUGGCCCCGGACCUCCGCGGCUACGGCGACACCACCGGCGCACCCAACGAUGACCCUUCAAAGUUCACCGUGUUUCACAUUGUGGGUGACCUCAUAGAGCUUCUCCGGUCCAUCGCUCCUGAGGAGGGCAAAGUGUUUGUUGUGGGUCAUGACUGGGGUGCAAUCAUAGCUUGGCAUUUGUGCAUGUUUAGGCCGGAUAAAGUGAAGGCUUUGGUCAACCUCAGUGUUCAUUUUCUCCCUAGGCAUCCUCAUCUGGAUCUUGUUGAAAGCUUCAGGGCCAUCUAUGGAGAUGAUCACUACAUCUACAGAUUCCAGGAACCAGGGGAGAUUGAAGCAGAGUUUGCCGCAGUUGAAGUAAAGACAUGUCUCAAGAACUUAUUUGCUUUCCGGAGACCAGAACCAUUUUAUUUUCCUAAAGGUAAAGGCUUUAGUGCAAUUACAGAUGGUUCAACCGCCCUGCCAUCUUGGUUGUCAGCACAAGACUUGGAUUAUUAUGUGAGCCGGUCUGAGAAGACAGGCUUCACUGGAGGGCUGAACUAUUACCGAGCUCUUAAAUUAAAUUGGGAGCUGACUGCACCUUGGUCCGAGGCAAAAGUGAUGGUGCCAACCAAAUUAAUAGUUGGAGAUAUGGACUUGGUUUACCAUAUUAAAGGUGCAAAAGAAUACAUACACGAUGGAGGGUUCAAGAAUGAUGUGCCAUUGCUGGAAGAUGUGGUUGUUCUUGAAGGUGUGGCUCAUUUCAUCAACCAAGAAGCACCUCAAGAGGUUAACAACCACAUUUACAACUUCAUAAAGAAGUUCUAAAUUAUCUUGUAAGGUGUAUGUUUACAAGGGUCAAGUUUCUUAAUAAUUAUGGCCUUAGCCUGAUUCCUCCUUUGACGGACAUUCGACCGAUGAUCACCUUUAUUUCUUCUAUAAAAAGUAUCAUGUUAUGUAAUUAUGUUGGUGCUUUAAUGAUAUAAUAGUAUGGACUUUAUUGUAA
This is a messenger RNA of Ipomoea triloba (trilobed morning glory), 1297 nucleotides long. RefSeq names its product epoxide hydrolase A-like. Gene Ontology annotation, molecular function: hydrolase activity. The coding region runs from base 154 to 1119 and encodes 321 amino acids. NCBI's taxonomy places the organism in Eukaryota, Viridiplantae, Streptophyta, Magnoliopsida, Solanales, Convolvulaceae. The record is from RefSeq and is a predicted model, not a curated record. The transcript is spliced from 3 exons.